This is a messenger RNA of Rhipicephalus microplus (southern cattle tick), 924 nucleotides long. RefSeq lists its product as uncharacterized. Gene Ontology annotation, molecular function: protein dimerization activity; RNA polymerase II transcription regulatory region sequence-specific DNA binding; DNA-binding transcription factor activity, RNA polymerase II-specific. NCBI's taxonomy places the organism in Eukaryota, Metazoa, Arthropoda, Arachnida, Ixodida, Ixodidae. Gene Ontology annotation, biological process: regulation of transcription by RNA polymerase II; developmental process. The record is from RefSeq and is a predicted model, not a curated record.
AUGGAAGCCCUGCUGCCCAGCCCUGCCUCUAGUGACGAGAUGGUGUCUUCGGCUUACUACGGCCACCAACUGGCAGUCGCCUGGUCGGCGACGCCUCUCUCUGCUAUGCCUGGAUUUUGCACGAGCCACGGAAGUCAUGGUUUCAACCCGGAAACCCCGUCACCCGACAACUCUUCCAGUUGGGAGUCCCAGCUCAGAUCGGACUCUCCGACCAGGGACGCAGUCAGGACGGUGGCCGAUCUAGUGCCCGUCAAAGAUCACUUCACUUCCCCGGCUGGCGCCACUGGCUGCGACGUAGACCCUACCGCAGUCGUGGUCUCUUCCACGUCGACGGCAGCGGCCGGGUCCGGCACUUGCAGUGGUGUCAAGAAAAUGUCUUCAUCGCACCGGGAAAAGCCGCCCCACCUGGUGGCCCGUAGGAACGCCCGCGAGCGUCGAAGGGUGCAAGCGGUCAACAGCGCCUUCUGCAGGCUGCGCAAGUGCGUGCCCAUUGAGAACAGGGCCAAGAGACUGUCUAAGGUGAAGACAUUGCACAAGGCGAUAGAAUACAUAUACGCUCUUCAAGACCUCCUCAACAAGGCCGACGAGGACGCUGGAGUUAGGGUGGUUGCAGUUCCGAACACAGCACAUGUGACCGAGCCAUGUAAGAGUGAGUCGCCAGUGGUGAAAAACAAAGUAAGCGAACCCUCAUGUGACCAGCAACGAUGGAUAAAUCUGGAAAACGUCGACCGAAACACUGAGAGUUACCAAGGUUUCGUCAACUUCUACGAACAGUUUCCGACAGCGUAUGCAACUUGAUUGCGUCCCAUAAGAGACGCCGUUAGUGACGUCGGCGUAACACUGACGGACAGAUGAAGCGGUGCCCGUGCAAUAUGGACCUGAAGCGAGCUACGAAGGAAGGAAUGCAGUAAUAAAGAAGCAACU